CAGGACCAGCAUGGUACACUCACUACCUUGGUCUACGCUCGCAGCUAACAGUGGUGUGUCUGUGUUUAUAAGCUGGAGUGACUGAUGAACAACGGUAGUCAAGCCGGGAGGGUGAUUCCCUGUCAAAGCUUUUCUUAUUCACAUAAAGGGGAAUUUGAAACCACUCACAGUUCUUGCAUAUUACAAUGGGCUGCAAUCUGUGCACUUUCCAGAAGAGAGAGGAGCACUACAAACUGCUGUAUGAAGUUUCACAGGUUAAUGGGAAGGAUCUGUUAAAAGCAACUCACGAAGAAGCAGUUGAAGCGUUUCGUAAUGCUAAAGACCCAAUAGUAGUCCAAGUAUUAAGACGAACACCGGUUAACAGAGCUCAUGGGAGUUCCCAGGAGGUGCAUCUUGUGAAUGUGAGCACUCAAACGGACAUCACAUUUGAGCAUAUCAUGGCUCUCUCCAAACUCAGACCAUCCACUCCACCAGUUCCUGACAUUUGCCCAUUUCUUCUGUCUGACAGCUGCCAUUCUCUUCAUCCAAUGGAGCAUGAAUUUUACGAAGGUAAUGAGUAUCUUUCGAGCCUGCCUGCUGAAGGAGACAGAACUGAAGACUUUGAGUAUGAGGAAAUUGAACUGUGCCGCUUAAAUAAUCAAGAUAGACUGGGCCUUACAGUCUGCUACAGGACAGAUGAUGAAGAGGAUACUGGAAUAUAUGUUAGUGAGGUUGAUCCAGAUAGUAUUGCAGCCAGGGAUGGGCGCAUUCGGGAAGGAGACAGGAUCUUGCAGAUUAAUGGCCAAGACAUCCAGAACAGAGAGGAGGCAGUGGCGUUGCUUUCCAAUGAUGAAUGCAGGAAAAUUGUUCUUCUAGUUGCAAGACCAGAUUUACCGCUGGAUGAAGGCUGGCUCGAUGAUGAAAGGAAUGAAUUCUUGGAAGAGUUAAACAUGCAAAUACUGGAAGAACAACGUCAUGAAGAAAGGCAAUACCUAGCUAAUGAAGUGCAACAGCAAAAAAAGCCUGAAGAGGAAGAUGGGACAACUGACACAGCAACUUCAUCAUCCAAUAACCAUGAAAAAGAUAGUGGUGUGGGCCGCACCGAUGAAAGUCUGCACCAUGAUGAGAGCUCAGAGAUAGAAAAUCUAGUCAAAGAACACAACAUCACCCAUUUACAGAAACAUUCACACCUAAGGCAAAGUCAGGAUACGUUACAAAGCAGCGAACUACAGUGCAAUGAAAAUUUGGUUUCUGGGGAACAUAUAGAGUCUGACUUCACUCUGAAUCAAGAAGAAGAUUGUGACAGGUUCCGGCAAUUACUAGAGCUUAAGUGCCAAAUCCGGAAUCGAGGAGAAUAUGACCUGUACUAUUCCAGCAGCACAAUUGAAUGUAGCAGAUCAGAGCAUGGCGUAGAGCAUGAGUUACAACUUUUAAAUGAAGAGCUUCGAAGUAUUGAACUUGAAUGCCAGAGCAUUAUGCAGGCACACCGCCGCCAAAAUGUUAAUAAGCAGAGCGGAGACAUUUGGGAAAUUCAUGAUGAUGAAUUGUGUAAUUAUAAUACCAGCAUUGAAGUACAGAGAAGUAAAGUAGGUAAUAUCCGAGAACAUACAGAAAGAUCUGAUAAGGACAGUUCUAGUGCUUAUAAUACAGCAGAAAGCUGUAGAAGCACACCUUUGACAGUAGACAGAUCCCCGGACAGUUCUCUUCAAAGAAUAAUCAGUAUUACAAACCAUAAAAAUCUCAGAAGCACUAUUGUAACAAAUCAUUUAUCAUCUGGACUAAGCAGCAUUGAGAAUACCCCCUCCAAAUCUAAAACCAAUGAAAAAAAUCUCAGUGCAGAAUGCCAAGGAAAUGUGCUAGAAUGCAGUACAUUCCUAGAUCACCGGACGAAAAGCACUGAUGAGAUUCCUUAUCUUUCCCCUUAUUACAGUUCAACCUAUAGACACGACAAUGUACCAGUCCAUGCAAGACAUUAUCAAAGUUACAUGCAGCUCAUCCAACAGAAAUCAGCAGUGGAAUACGCACAAAGUCAAAUAAAUCUAGUAACAAUGUGUAAAGAGUCACAAAGGUCAACGGAGCCGAGGAUGGAGUGGAAGGUGAAAAUAAGGAGUGACGGUACAAGAUACAUUACAAAAAGGCCAGUGAGGGACAAACUUCUUAAAGAGCGUGCCUUAAAAAUCAAGGAGGAGAGAAGCGGGAUGACCACAGAUGAUGACACAAUGAGUGAGAUGAAGAUGGGACGUUACUGGAGUAAGGAGGAAAGAAAGCAGCACCUUAUGAGAGCAAAAGAGCAAAGAAGGAGGAGGGAAUUCAUGAUGCGUAGCAGGUUGGAAUGUCUUAAAGAAAGUCCACAGAGUGGCAGUGAAAGCAGGAAAGAAGUUAGUAUUAUUGAACUGAGUCAUAAAAAAAUGAUGAAAAAACGGAACAAAAAGAUACUGGAUAACUGGAUGACAAUCCAAGAACUCAUGACACAUGGAGAAAGGUCUCCAGAUGGAGCUAGAGUACACAAUGCCUUUUUAUCAGUCACUACUGUUUGAGUAUGACUGUCAAGGAGUAGGCUACCUUUUUUUAGGUAGAGUGUCAUUGCCUCGUUCAAUGUGGCAUUUUAUAUAUUUUGUGACUGUUUAUAGUUUCUCUUUUGUAAACAAACCUAUUUGACAAUUUUACAUUUUCUUUUUCAUAUAUUACUACUUUCUUUAUCAAUAUGGAAUUAUUUGUGAAGAAAUUAAAAGGUUCAUUUUUUAUUAUUAUGAAAACUUGAAGAAGCCAUUUGUUUUAUUAAUAUAUCUAUUGUAAGUGGAAAUGUAUUUCUCUAGCUUUUUUUCUAUUUAUACUUUCAUGAUAACAUAAAUACCAAAAGAAACCAUUUUAUAUACCUGGUUAUUGGAAUACACACAAAAUUUGUAAUGUACUACAUCUCAUCUUAUACUUCAGACGUGUUUGAUUGAGACAGUGUACAUUGAAUAUGUAUUUUAUGGCUGUAUUUGUCCCAUUAAAGUGUCAGAUGGCAAGUUUGCCAAGAUUUGUGUUGGCAAAAGACAUGUAGCUAGAUUUAACUGUGGAGAUGGAUUCAAAAUAAAUAAUUAUUCAUCAUUGCUGAUAAUGACUGCAUUAGUUUGAAUUUACUCUUUGAAUAUGUGAAUUUGUUGGAUGUACUCAUUGCAAAUAUGUAAUAGACUUGCAGUAUUCAUCAUAGUAAAAUCCAUGUAUCUGGGCUUGAAAUGUUCCUAAAUGCUUUUCAACAGCAUUAAGUAAGAGUGCAGGUGAAGCCGGCCCAUGUGCUCAUUUUUACCACCCACUGGCCCGCUUUCACCUGCUUACCACAUUUGACUGAUAAAGAGGACAUGAUUUUUACUUGCCUGGGCUUUUUUCAUGCUGGAGAAUGCAUCUAUAGCUUUUGAGCCUCAUUCACAUAAUAGCAAAAAGGCUU
This is a messenger RNA of Hyla sarda, 3409 nucleotides long. It is a transcript of the gene PDZRN4, whose product is annotated as PDZ domain containing ring finger 4. Bases 186 to 2516 code for a protein of 776 amino acids. Lineage: Eukaryota; Metazoa; Chordata; Amphibia; Anura; Hylidae. The transcript has 8 exons. The record is from RefSeq and is a predicted model, not a curated record. Gene Ontology annotation, molecular function: protein binding.